Fusarium vanettenii 77-13-4 is the source of this 1503-nucleotide messenger RNA. RefSeq lists its product as uncharacterized. Lineage: Eukaryota; Fungi; Ascomycota; Sordariomycetes; Hypocreales; Nectriaceae. The transcript has 2 exons. Bases 1 to 1503 code for a protein of 500 amino acids. The record is from RefSeq and is a predicted model, not a curated record.
AUGAGCCUUGGGGCGUCGCAACCUCAACAGCCUCAACAACACGAUAGACCAGGAAGAGAACGCAUCCCCAAAGCAUCGACAAAUGGAGUACGAUCACAGUCUGCUGAACCCAGCCGCAUGCCAUCGAUCUUUAGAUCUAUGGCCAGAAAUGCAUCAAAUGUCGCGAGGUGGUAUAACGACAAAGCCAAUGCCAAAUACAACCAUCAAGGGCAGAUUGAUCCCCCAAUAAAUGGGGUCAGAGGUCCGAACAAGCUGAAUAGAGGUGGCCGCCCAACGCGGAGCAACUCGUUCGCGCAUCCACCAUCCAAAGGUCGACACUGGCAGGGUGAACCCAUCUCAGGACCCGUCGAGAGGAUUCCCCCGAAAACAGCUAGGAAGACCGACCAGACCGACGAGGACAUUGAUGACGAGACUACCGCAAGAAUUCUCGCAUCUCCGAACCACAGCGAUCCUGUCAUCAGCCAGAUCAACGCGACGAUGGAAGAUGACGAUGUCCGAGUAUCUCCCCCAAAGUUGGGGCCUGUUGAGUCUGGCACAUUCGACGUCCAGAUCAAUGAUGGGGACACAGACAAGAAACUGAGCGAGCUCCAACAACAGCUCGAUGACAAGGAUGAGCUGAUACAAGACUUAAAGAACAAGCUCCAGAAAAAGGAAGAGAGCUUGGAGUUCAUGCGAAAGAAGGCGGCAGACGCAGCGGCCAAAGCGGCAAAUAUGCCACCUGCUCUAGUGCUUCUACGAUCAGAUGAAGAGCUAAUCAACGGCUGGAACGACCUAGCUCACGAGAUCAGCAACUUUGUCAGGGGCUACCUCAAGAACGUAGAUCGGAAGAAUAGAGAAAAGUGGGUGACGACGAACAAGAAGAAACUCAAGGAGAUCUCCCCCAGCUACAAGAAGAUUGCAGCCGACUCGAAGCAUCUGCACUGGUUGAUAGAAGCCCUGAUAUGGAGGUUGCUAUGCCAGCAGAUCUUUGGAAGCUCUACCAACGAAGCGCCCGUCGCCUGGGGAGGCCGACACGGGGAUAUUCUCGCCCAGUUAGGCAACGCUCUUAUGGAGAGGCUUGAACCGGAGGAUGAACGAUUUCAACGUCUCUACCACCACUGGAAGGCUCUGAGCACGAAUCUCUUCGACAUGGCGGGCUUGCAAGAAAUGGCAGAGGCAAGAGUGAACAAGAUCAUGGAAGUACUGGGUGGUGGAUUGGGAGAUCUUCUCUCGCCGUCGGCCGCCAAAGACACGCUCUAUCUCAAGUGUCUACUGAGCAUCGUCCGUAACGCCACGUCUCUUGACCGGUUGUUCUCGGGUCAGAUGAAGUGGUAUCUAGCGUACUACCCGCCUGAGAGGCAUGCUAACGAGCCAAGGCCAAGUCGGAUCAGGUUUGCGACGAGUAAUGGGUCUGCUGCGAGUGACAGGUUCACUAUGCGGCCGGCUCUUUGUCGCGCUGGAGGCGGUGACGGGGAGAUAUACAAUGGCUUCAGGCAGAUUGUGGCUCAUGUGGUGAAGCCAUAG